Messenger RNA from Mucor mucedo, 2459 nucleotides. Its product is annotated as E1-like protein-activating enzyme Gsa7p/Apg7p. Gene Ontology annotation, molecular function: Atg8 activating enzyme activity; Atg12 activating enzyme activity. Gene Ontology annotation, cellular component: phagophore assembly site; cytoplasm. NCBI's taxonomy places the organism in Eukaryota, Fungi, Mucoromycota, Mucoromycetes, Mucorales, Mucoraceae. The transcript has 10 exons. Gene Ontology annotation, biological process: piecemeal microautophagy of the nucleus; autophagy of mitochondrion; protein modification by small protein conjugation. The record is from RefSeq and is a predicted model, not a curated record. The coding region runs from base 474 to 2369 and encodes 631 amino acids.
CCGAUUAUUAAACAAAAAAAAAAACUCAAAUGUUUCUCAUUCCGAAUAAUCAUCACGCAAUAAGGGUCAGAUAUCUUUUUUUUUUCAUGAAAAACUGCGUGGAAAAAAUCACACCACGGGUGUAGACCCUUUUGAUUGCAUACCAGUCUUUAUUAACAUGAGAUAAUCAUUCUGGAAUGAAUCUCCAGUAAAAAAAAAAAAAAAAAAAAAUAGAUGUCCGUGCUUAUUAUCCAAUCAAGUGGUAUCACUCUUUCACACGCUGGAUGAUAUACAGCGAUCCUCUAUCAAGAAACUCAUACUGACAUUACACGUGAAGCCUAUUCCAUCCGGCUUUCAUAAAUAAGAUAUGUCGGCUUUUUAAAAUUGAUCUGUCUACCAUUUGUCUUGUGAGCAGUCACAAGAUAAGGGCGCUCCCCACCCACCAGUGGGAAACAACAAGAAUUACGCAUUAAUAUUCAUGCUUCCUCCCCCUUAUGACUGGAACAAUACUUAAAUUCACACCGUUUAAUUCUGCAGUAGAUGCUUCCUUUUGGCAAGCUCUUGUAAGCAAGAAAUUAGACGUAUUGAAACUAUCUGAAGAACAACAAUCUGUUCAUGGCGAGUAUACAUUGGGUCAAUCUGUCCUCAAUGACCAACAGGAAACUGUGGUUUUGCCCUCUCGGUUUUCUAUCCCAGCUAACGGACUUGAAGUAAAAGGGGAAGGCACACUGGUCCUUACUAAUACCAUUGAAGAGUUCCGCACAAUUGAUAAGAACGCACUGUUUCAACAAGUAACAGAAAAGAUAAAAAAAGGAGUAGAUAGUGGUGAAGCGGUUACAAAUCCACAUGUUUUAUCUUCAUUUCUGUUAGUUACAUUUGCAGAUUUGAAGAAAUACAAGUUUUAUUAUUGGUUUGCAUUUCCUGCAAUCAUGCCGCAACCUGAUCCAUGGACAAGUCAGCCUAUCAGCAACUGCCCUAUACUGGAGCAUGUUGAAUGGCCUUUUUUUUUGCUGAAGGAAACGGCAGGUGAAAUGAUUGUAACACAACUGUGUGAUUUUAAUGAAUUUUUCAAAGAUAUCGACCAAGAUAAUCGCAUUGUUGGUUUUGUCGACCCUUCAUCUACAGAUACUCCUGGCUGGCCCUUGCGCAAUUUAUUGUAUCUAUUAAAUACUGCAUUUCAUGUGACAAAAAUUAAAAUUUUGAGUUAUCGUAAACAAAACUCAUUGCUAUUUCAAGUAUCUUUACCCGCAGGUUCUUCCUAUCAAGAGGUUAAAUCUGUGGGGUGGGAAAGAAACGUGCAAGGCAAACUUGGGCCUAGAAUGGUAGACCUGGGACCGCUCAUGGAUCCAACUAGACUUGCCGACACUUCUGUCGACCUCAAUUUAAAGUUGAUGAGGUGGCGCUUAAUGCCUGACCUUGAUUUGGAAAAGAUUAAGCAAACCAAAUGUCUACUACUUGGUGCGGGUACCCUGGGCUGUUAUGUGGCUAGGUGUUUAAUUGGUUGGGGUGUACGACAUAUUUCCUUUGUUGAUAACGGUAAAGUUUCCUUUUCUAACCCUGUAAGACAACCAUUGUAUCAAUUUGAGGAUUGUUUGCACGGUGGCUCUCCCAAAGCUGAAACUGCCGCUCAAAACCUCAAAUUAGUUCAACCCACCAUUACCUCUGUGGGCUACAAUCUGUCGAUUCCCAUGCCUGGCCAUCCGUCAACGUCAGACGAAAAGCUAGCAAAAGACAUUGAAAGUUUAUCAUCACUAAUCGAAUCGCACGACGUCAUUUUCCUUCUCACAGACAGUCGAGAAAGUCGAUGGUUUCCAACAUUAUUAAGCGCCAAAUACAACAAGAUGGUGAUUAAUAGCGCGCUUGGAUUUGACACGUAUCUCGUGAUGCGACAUGGAACAAGCGUAAACGGACUAGGGUGUUACUUUUGUAAUGAUAUAGUUGCUCCCAAUGAUUCUCUUACUGAUCGUACGCUGGAUCAACAAUGUACCGUGACUAGGCCCGGAUUGGCUGCAAUCGCUGCGGCAUUAUCUGUUGAAUUAAUGGUAUCACUACUUCAACAUGCUGAAGGGAUCAAUGCAAAGGCCGAUACGACAAAUAACUCUACCAUUCUGGGAUUAUUGCCUCACCAAAUACGCGGCUUUUUGGGUCAAUUUAGCAAUAUGUUAAUCGCAGGACAGUCUUAUGAUAGAUGCACAGCUUGUUCAGACAAGAUUCGGAUUGCUUAUGAUAAGGACAAUCUGAGUUUUAUGACACAAGCCUUGAAAGACCCUCUUUAUUUAGAGGAACUAACUGGGUUAGCAGCCAUGAAGGCAGAGAGUGAAGCGUUGUUACUUCAAACUGACUGGGCAGAGGAUGAGGAGGAUGAGGAUGAUGAAGGGCUUUUAAUUUAAGGGUGGGAAUUUUCCCUUGGAGGGGAGGUCUGAUCCUAUAUAUUACAAAUAAACAUACAAAUCCCCACACAUAUGUUUUUGUGUUACCUU